Dioscorea cayenensis subsp. rotundata (Guinea yam) is the source of this 1247-nucleotide messenger RNA. RefSeq lists its product as uncharacterized. NCBI's taxonomy places the organism in Eukaryota, Viridiplantae, Streptophyta, Magnoliopsida, Dioscoreales, Dioscoreaceae. The coding region runs from base 26 to 841 and encodes 271 amino acids. The transcript is spliced from 3 exons. The record is from RefSeq and is a predicted model, not a curated record.
CAAAAUUUUACAGUUAAAAUAGCUGAUGGAUCCUUGUCUAAGGUGGCGGGAACAGGAUUUGAGUUCGGGGAGGACGAUUGGCAAUGCUAAGGAACAUGCAGGGGAUGACUAUGAUGAAAUCCAGAAGCUUAAAGAUUUCUUGGCGAAAGAAUUUGAAAUCAAAGAUCUAGGAAAACUCAAGUACUUCCUUGGAAUGGAAGUUGCUAGAUCAAGGAAAGAUAUCUCAAUCUCUCAAAGAAAAUAUGUAUUAGACCUUCUCAAGGAUACAGGAAUGUCAGGCUGCAAACCUGCCGAUACUCCCAUGGAUCCUAAUUCUAAGUUGGGAAGCAGAGAAGAUUGUGCUCCCGUUGAUAAAGCAAGAUAUCAACGAUUAGUAGGAAAACUUAUUUAUUUAUCCCACACAAGACCAGAUAUAUGUUUUGCUGUUAGUCUGGUUAGCCAGUUUAUGAAUAAUCCUACAGAAGAACACUUGGAUGCAGUCUACAGAAUUCUAAGAUACCUCAAAAUGUCACCUGGUCAAGGAUUGUUGUUCGAAAAAACAGCAAAUAGAGCAGUCUCUGUUUGUACUGAUGCAGAUUGGGCUGGGUCUAUAACUGAUAGAAGAUCUACAUCAGGAUACUGCACCUUUGUUUGGGGAAAUUUGGUCACUUGGAGAAGUAAGAAACAGUCAGUGGUGGCUCGGAGUAGUGCAGAAGCUGAAUUCAGAGCCUUGGCAUUAGGGAUCUGUGAAGGGAUGUGGCUAAAAAGAAUAAUAUCUGAGCUGGGAUUUCAAGAUUUACAAUCAAUAAACACCUUGUGUGACAAUCAGUCAGCUAUUAGCAUUGCCAAAAACCCAGUGUAACAUGACAGAACAAAACAUGUUGAAAUUGAUCGACACUUUAUUAAGGAAAAGAUUGAAUCUGGGUUAAUAUCACUAAAUUUUGUUCGCACAAGUCAUCAGAUUGCAAAUAUCUUAACUAAGGCAGUUCCACGGAAAUUGUUUGAUGAAUUAAAAUCCAAGCUUGGUAUGUUUGAUAUCUACAACCUAGCUUGAGGAGGAGUGUGGAAAACUAUUCAAGAUCAGAUUUAUGUACAGAGAAUCACUGGUUUUCAGGGAACUGCUACCUGUUUUUCAGGAAUUAUGUUGGUUGAUUUCAUGAAUCAAACAACCAUGAGUUGUGCCUGAUUUUCUGGGUUAGAUUGACAGCUAUAUAUAUUAUAUAGAUGUGACAUCUUUUAAUAGCUGUAAAGUUAUUUCUUCACUUGUG